This is a messenger RNA of Thermochaetoides thermophila DSM 1495, 1560 nucleotides long. RefSeq lists its product as uncharacterized. Lineage: Eukaryota; Fungi; Ascomycota; Sordariomycetes; Sordariales; Chaetomiaceae. The transcript is spliced from 2 exons. The record is from RefSeq and is a predicted model, not a curated record. Gene Ontology annotation, cellular component: endoplasmic reticulum. Gene Ontology annotation, biological process: protein folding; response to endoplasmic reticulum stress. Bases 1 to 1560 code for a protein of 519 amino acids. Gene Ontology annotation, molecular function: protein disulfide isomerase activity.
AUGCACAAGGCUCAGAGGAUUGCUCUCAGCCUGCUCGCCGCAGCGGCCUGGGCCUCGGCGUCCGACGUCAUCCAGCUCAAGAAGGACACCUUCGACGACUUUAUCAAGUCGAAUGACCUGGUCCUUGCCGAGUUCUUCGCCCCGUGGUGCGGCCACUGCAAGGCCCUGGCGCCCGAGUACGAGGAGGCGGCAACCAACUUGAAGGACAAGAACAUCAAGCUCGUCAAGGUCGACUGCACCGAGGAGACCGAGCUCUGCCAGGAGCACGGCGUUGAAGGCUACCCGACGCUCAAGGUGUUCCGUGGCUUGGAUAAUGUCACCCCUUACAAGGGCCAGCGCAAGGCGGCUGCCAUUACUUCCUACAUGAUCAAGCAGUCGCUGCCCGCCGUCUCCGAUGUGACUAAGGACACGCUGGAGGAGUUCAAGAAGGCUGACAAGGUCGUGCUGGUGGCCUAUGUCGACGCCAGCGACAAGGCCUCGGCUGAGGUCUUCAAGAAGGUCGCGGAGAAGCUCCGUGACAACUACCCCUUCGGCAGCAGCAGCGACGCCGAACUCGCCGAGGCCGAGGGUGUCAAGGCGCCCGCCAUCGUUCUGUACAAGGACUUUGAUGAGGGCAAGGCCGUCUUCACCGAGAAGUUCGAUGAGGAGGCCAUCCAAAAGUGGGCCAAGGUCGCGGCCACCCCGCUCAUCGGCGAGAUCGGCCCCGAGACCUAUGGCGAGUACAUGGCGGCGGGCAUCCCGCUGGCGUACAUCUUUGCCGAGACGCCCGAGGAGCGCAAGGAGCUGAGCGAGAAGCUCAAGCCCAUUGCCGAGGCCACCCGCGGCAAGAUCAAUUUCGGCACGAUCGACGCCAAGGCGUACGGCGCGCACGCGGGCAACCUGAACCUCAAGACGGACAAGUUCCCGGCCUUCGCCAUCCAGGAGACCACCAAGAACCAGAAGUUCCCGUACGACCAGGACAAGGAGAUUACGCACGAUUCUAUCAAGCAGUUCGUCGACGACUACCUGGCUGGCAAGAUCGAGCCGAGCAUCAAGUCGGAGCCGAUUCCUGAGAAGCAGGAGGGCCCCGUCACCGUCGUCGUCGCCAAGACCUACAACGACAUUGUCCUCGACGACACCAAGGACGUGCUCAUUGAGUUCUAUGCGCCCUGGUGCGGCCACUGCAAGGCGCUUGCGCCCAAGUAUGAGGAGCUCGGUCGCUUGUACAGCAACUCGGAGUUCAAGGACCGGGUUGUCAUUGCCAAGAUUGAUGCGACGGCCAACGAUGUCCCUGAUGACAUCAUGGGCUUCCCGACCAUCAAGAUGUAUCCUGCUGGCGCGAAGGACAAGCCGGUUACCUACUCGGGCAACCGGUCGGUGGAGGAUAUGAUUAAGUUUGUGGCUGAGAACGGCAAAUACAAGGCGCUGAUUUCGGAGAAUGAGGAGGAGAAUGCCACGGCUGCCAGCAGCAGCAGUGAGACUAGCGCUACCCCGACCUCGACGGCCGCGUCGGAAGAGACAGCGGCUAGCGAGACUGCUUCUGCUGAGGAGGGUAAGGAGACUGCCCAUGAUGAGCUGUGA